Paramisgurnus dabryanus is the source of this 1623-nucleotide messenger RNA. RefSeq lists its product as uncharacterized. Gene Ontology annotation, biological process: regulation of transcription by RNA polymerase II. The record is from RefSeq and is a predicted model, not a curated record. Gene Ontology annotation, cellular component: nucleus. Gene Ontology annotation, molecular function: RNA polymerase II cis-regulatory region sequence-specific DNA binding; DNA-binding transcription activator activity, RNA polymerase II-specific. NCBI's taxonomy places the organism in Eukaryota, Metazoa, Chordata, Actinopteri, Cypriniformes, Cobitidae.
AGAAGAAGAAGAAAGAAAGAAAGAAAGAAAGAAAGAGCUCGCGUGUGAUGUGUUUGUGUAUCCUCAGUGUUUUUCUCUCUUGAGUGUUUUAUUGAGUGUAAACAGAGUCUUGUCUCUGUGUAUUUUAGUGUUGACGAUGAUGGAUGUGAUGUGCUGUAAAUCAGGAACUGAUCAGGGCUUACAGGAUGAGGAAUCUACUGAUCAAACCUCCACAGAGUCUCUGGAUUCUGUCUGUAACGCUGGAGAACAGCAGCAGAUCCUGCAGACCAAACUCAAGAUGUGUUCAGUCAAACUCAUCGACUUCAGGAACCUCAUGAUGAAGAUCAAAACUGAACCUACAGAAAUAAAAACUGAACCCCCACCAGAUGCAUUUGAGGACCAUCAUGAUGAUUUUAUUCUGACAGAUGUGAAGAGUGAAUUAUGUUUGGAUGGAGAAAUAACGUCCUCAACAUCAGAAGAGCGAUGGGCAGCACAAACUCUUUCCUGCAUCACUUGUGGAAAGACAUUAAGCUCAAAAGGACAUUUAGAGAGACAUGAGAGAAAACACACAGAACAGAAACUCUUCACCUGCAGGAGAUGUAAGAUCAGCUUUACGACCUUACAAGAGCAGAGACAUCAUUCAGAAGAACACAGAGAGAAGAAGAAGUUUCACUGUCAGCAGUGUGGGAAGAAUUUUGACUUCUUAUCUAAGCUACAAGUUCACAUGAGGACACACAAUGGUGAAAAACAUUUCAACUGCACUAAAUGUGGCUAUUACUUCAGAACCAAAGGACAUUUUGAUGCUCAUGAGAGAAUUCACACAGGAGAAAAAACUCAUCACUGUAGUGUUUGUGGGAAGAGUUUUAGUAGACGUUAUAAUUUAGUUUUACACCUGAGAACUCAUACAGGUGAAAGACCUUACAAAUGCUCUCAGUGUGAGAAGACUUUUACGGAGUCACGUUCUGUAAAAAUCCAUGAGAGAAUUCACACUGGAGUGAAACCUUACCACUGUUCUCACUGUGGUAAGAGCUUCUCUGAUCCAUCUCAAUUCAGUGUCCAUCAGAGACUUCAUACUGGAGAGAAACCUUAUCACUGUAGUGUUUGUGGGAGGAGUUUUAAUAAACGUUACAAUUUAGUUUCACACCUGAGAACUCAUACAGGUGAAAAACCUUACAAAUGCUCUCAUUGUGAGAAAACGUUUACUCAGUCAUUUUCCUUAAAAACCCAUAAGAGAAUUCACACUGGAGAAAAACCUCAUAACUGUAGUGUUUGUGGGAAGAGUUUUAAUAGACGUUACAAUUUAGUGUCACACCUGAGAACUCAUACAGGUGAAAAACUUUACAAAUGCUCUCAGUGUGAGAAGACGUUUACUCAGUCAAGUUACUUAAAAAUUCAUGAGAGAGUUCACACUGGAGAGAAACCUUACGUCUGCUCAAUCUGUGGAAAAAGCUUCUCACAUUCAUCCCAUUUCAGAGUUCAUGAGAGACUUCACACUGGAGACAAAACUUCAUCACUGUAAUGUUUGUGGUAAGAGUUUUAAUCGACAUGGCAGUUUAGUGAAUCACCAACCCAGAUAGCAUGCAACCAUUGGAACAAUGUUAAAAAUCGUUGAUUUGUCAAUGUUAAUACCAUUGAAUCAAUAUC